AUGCCGAGAGUUUUUGGUUUCAUCAAAGACCAGCGCACCAACCUGCCGGUACCCAAGCCUCCGACCAAUAUCGCAGAUGCGACCUACAUCGUGACCGGUGCCAACUCAGGUUUUGGACUCGAAUGUACCAAGCACCUUUUUCGCAUGGACGCCAAGCGCGUAAUAAUGGCAGCAAGAUCCCGCUGCAAAGGCGAAGCUGCCUUGACGGCAAUCCGGCGCGAGACCAGCCGCCCGAAUGUCGGCGAAGUCUGGGAACUGGACCUCACAUCCCCCGACUCAGUUGAGGCCUUCGCCAAGCGGGUCAGAACACUCGACAGGCUCGAUGCUCUGAUUGCAAAUGCAGGAGUUGUGAUGGCGAACUUUCAGAUGGCUGAGGGCAUUGAGAUGUCCCUUCUGGUUAAUGUUGUUUCUACGAUGCUGCUAGCCUUUCGCACGCUGCCCAAGCUUCAGGAGUCCGCACGCAAGUUCGGAGUCCAAACACACAAUACGAUUGUCACGAGCAACAGUGCCCUUGAAUCUGAGAUGGAACAUAACAUAGACUCGCUCCAGGGCGAUGUAUUUGAUGGACUUAGCAAGGAAAAGAGCUUCAAGACAAUGGUUCAAUACCCCAACACGAAGCUCCUAGAGAUACUCGCAGUUCGUCAGCUGGCUUCACUUCUUCCCGUAUCCGAGUUUGGCGUUAUCGUCAACGCUGUGAAUCCCGGCUUUUGCUACUCAGAACUGGACCGAAAUGUUGGCACCAUGGCCAAGGUGGGGAUAACUGUGAUGAGAGUAUUGCUGGCAAGAACAGCAGAGGAGGGUAGCCGGAACCUUCUGCAAGCUGCUUUCGCCGGUCCCGAGAGUCAUGGUGCGUAUUGUUCGGAAUGCCAAGUGAAAGAACGUGAUGUUCCAGCAUGGAUAACAAACGAUGUCGGCAAGACUACACAGAAGCGUGUUUGGCUCGAUCUGCUUAAGAGGCUUGACACGAUCGGUCAUAGUAUUGACAUCAAAGCCCUCACAACAAAGUAA
This is a messenger RNA of Mollisia scopiformis, 1008 nucleotides long. Its product is annotated as putative short-chain dehydrogenase. The transcript has 3 exons. NCBI's taxonomy places the organism in Eukaryota, Fungi, Ascomycota, Leotiomycetes, Helotiales, Mollisiaceae. The record is from RefSeq and is a predicted model, not a curated record. Bases 1 to 1008 code for a protein of 335 amino acids.